AUGGCUCGUGUACACAGCAGCAUGGAGUUGACUCGGCUCCUUCACCCCAGCAGGAUGUCGACGAUCGACGACAUUGCCCUUGUUCUCGAAGAAUUCAAUGCGCACUUGCAUCCAAAGAACUUUCUUUCCGUGUUUGAAGCCUUGGUGAAGGAGAAGAUUGGUCUGAUGCCGGCGCUUAUCGUGUCCACGCUCGGAGAAAAGCCUCCUUUAAUCUACUGGUUCUUAGAAAGAAUCUCGGAUUCCAACGUCCAUGCCAUAUGCUCCCUUCUGUCCAAAAUUCUAAUGGAAUUAUCCAAAUUCUUUCUUGAACAUCAACCUGCCUCUUUUAUCACCCAGCAAACGAUCGCCAAGUUACGCGAGUCCCACCACAUCCUCACAUACGCGCCGCACAUACUUCAAGGUCUUUUGCCCCUGACCACCGAAGCCGCAGAUCGCAACACGGCACCGGCAUCCGCGUCUACGACGGUCAGGGCCGAAGUCCCCGGGAGAAUGGAGAGUGCUUUUAAGACAGCACUGAGAAAUAUUGACGAUGAAGCUUUCCGCAUGCUCGACAUAUCUGUCCCAACAGGUGCCAAUCAAGUCGAUGCUACUAUCCGAGAGCUCCAUUUACGUCUAUGUGAAAUACUCGAGUUUUAUGCGACGAUCUUGCGCAACCCCGAAUUUGAGCAUGCUCUCAAGUCUCGCAUUGUUGUUGAAGCCUCAGAGGCUCCAGUAACCACUAACCCAAGAUCGACUGACUUAACAUCUAGUGAAUACACGUUCGAACCAGUGUCAGCGUUCCCCGGCGUCCGACCCGUCUCCUACUUCGAGAACGUGGAGGGAUUUGGAGAUUGGAGGCUCCGUCUGACUUCUCGAGCAGAAAAUGACAUGAGGAGAUGUUCUCGGAAAGACCGCGCUUCUUUGAAAAUCAUCGUCAAGAAGCUCAGAGCCUUGUCUAACGGGCAUUUUUCCGCGGACAACCAAAAGAUUCUCGCGCAUUCUCAGAAUGGUGUUCCUAUAUAUGAAGCGAAGAUGGACAGCGACAAAAGAAUUGUUUAUCAUGUUGAUCUGCUCCAAGAAGACGACCAGAUACUUGUUCAAUGUCUGAAUGUGUUAGGAGUUCAAUACACUCACGCCUACAUCAACAACACCAACUGGGAAGCACUGAGUCGACAGCUUGGCAAGAGAGGCAAAGCGUAUCGUAAAAACUGCAGUAUUCGGCGAGAUCCUGUACGGCAUGGAAACGACGUCUGCAGGCCCGCCUUCAUCUCUGGAGCCCAGAACGAGAAUGAGAACGAGAGUACCCAAGACGAGGCUCUGUCGCUGCCGCCUGAUGACGUGGAGCAGCUACACUUACUGAUCGGGCAGGAAAAAUAUGUGGAAUUCUCCAAGCCGUUGCUAUUUAAUAUGCUUGCUGGUUUGGACGACCACUUCCCCUUCGAUCUCUCAUAUGAAGAAAGGGAGGUAGUUGAUCACCCUGGGUCCUGCUAUGUUCUCGGGCGUAGCGGCACCGGUAAAACUAUCACCAUCCUCCGGAAGAUGCUCGAAGUGGAAAGGUCGAAUGAAUUAUGUGCAGCUGAUGCCUUCAAGCAACGACAAAUCUUCGUCACUCGCUCGCGCAUCCUCGUCAAGAAAGUCGAGAAGCAGUUCAACGAGGAAAUGGAGGCUCUGCGGACGGCUGCUCUCUCGCCUGAGGAACUAAAACAGCUUGCUAUAUCACGCAAUGCGUUGCCAACUGACUUGCAACUUGUUGACGAGGACGACCGCGCUGAAUGGCAGGCAGGUCUUCCCAAAAGGUUCAGCGAACUAGAGGAUAAACACUAUCCCUUGUUCAUUUCAUUUGAUGAUAUGUGCACAAUGCUUGAGGCUGACCUUUUUCCGUCUUCCCGCCAUCAAGAAAUGUUGGACUACAAUAAGUUUUGCAGGGAGUAUUGGGGCCAUCUACCUGUCUAUCUCACUAAACGCCUGGAUCCUUCUCUUGUGUACAAUGAGAUUAUAGGUGUGAUUUGUGGCUCGGAGGCAACGCUCCUUACUCCUCAGGGAUAUCUAGAUCAGUCAACCUAUGAGAACAUGAGUAAAGGGAACCCCGUCUUCGCUGAAUGCAGACAAGUGGUGUAUACACUCUUCCGCGCCGUUCUAAAGAAGAAGAUUUUACUCGGAGACCUGGAUGCAGCUCAGAGGACCCACAGAAUUUUGAGAAACCUUAGGGAACAUGAUAUAUCGUCCUGGAAGGUCUAUCAGAUAUAUGUUGACGAGGUGCAGGAUCACCUUCUUGUCGAUACAUUGCUUCUUCGAUCGAUAUGCAACAAUCCGAACGGGUUGCAUUGGGCCGGCGACACGGCGCAAACGAUUUCAAGAGGUAGUUCGUUUUCUUUCAACGAGCUCAAGAGUUUCCUGUAUCGCAUAGAGACAAGACGAAAGAAAGAUUCAUUCGAUACUUCUUACCAGGCUGUCAAUCCACCAAGAAUUUUCCAGUUAACCACUAACUACCGCUCCCAUAGCGGUAUUGUCAACGUGGCGAGUUCCAUCGUCGAACUUAUCACUCGGUAUUGGUCGGACUCUAUCGAUAAGCUAGAACCGGAGCGUGGUGUCGGUCCAGGUGUCAAGCCUGCCUUUUUUGAGGGAUCAAUAUUGGACCACAAAGACGCACUAUUUCCAAAAAGUCAGAACAAAAUUCCGCUAGGGGCCGAACAAUGCAUCUUGGUCCGCCAUGAAGAAGCAAAGAGGAAGUUAGAAAAGGAAAUGGGGAAACUCGGGCUCAUCUUCACCAUUCACGAAAGCAAAGGGCUCGAAUUCAAUGAUGUCUUAAUCUAUGACUUUUUCAAGGACUCUGAGUUUGACAUCGGGUGCUGGAAGCUUGUUCUAAAUGCUGUCGAAGAUGCACUGCCUGGCUUGCAUAUACCUUCGUUUCAUCAGGUUCGCCAUGGCGGUCUAUGCUUAGAGCUGAAAACCCUGUAUGUCGGCGUAACGCGCGCUCGCAACAGGCUAUGGAUUGCGGAUGGGUCGGACAAGGCACAGCCUAUGAGGGUAUUUUGGAAUAGCCGUCAACAAAUUGAAAUUUGGUCGCCUGCCAAUUACCCUGUCAUCACUCAAGAGUCGACACCAGCCCAAUGGCUGGCUAAAGGACACGAACUUUUCUUGAAGAAGCAUUACCUUCACGCGAAGCAGUGCUAUGAAAAUGCACAAGCUCCUCAUGCCAUCGCAGUUUCAGAUGCCUACGUCCUCCGAGAAAGUGCUUUGCAGACCUCAACGUUGGCAUCGAAUCACCGCAUUUCGUUCAAGAUAGCAGCAGAAGCCUUCCUUCAUUGCUCGGAGGAUCCUAUGAAUAACGUCAACAAGGUUGACUACCUUCGCGAAGCUGGGAAAUGUUUCGAACGGUCUUCAUACAACGUGGCUGCCCUCGAUGCCUAUGAGCGAGCAGAGGCUUACAACGAACUUGCUCAACUCGCUUUGAAGAUUGGAAAAUAUGAUUACGCCUUGCAAAUCAUCCAAGAACAUCAAACCAAAAUGCGGAAAGAUGUGCACAGGAUGGUCCAGGCUGGUCUUCGUCUUCAUUACUUCGUGGCGAAAAAAUUUGACAUCCUGGACUCCCUAUUCGACCGCAAUGUAGAGGCACAAAUUAAACAUUUCUCUAAGGCGGACCGAACGCUGCGAUUAGAACAUCUGCUACAUCACAGACGUUUUGACUGCGCGGCUGGGUUAGAGCUCGAUGCAGGACAUUCAACCGGCGCAAUCGAAUUCUACUUGUGCGGAUGGCACUAUCGUUUGGCAAAAGAUGUCAUGCUCCGUGAGCUAUGGCAAGGAACAGCAUUCAAGACCAGAUUCACCGCAAAUGUUACCCAGUUCUACAACCAGGCAAAGAAGGUGCAGGCAGAUCAUGGUUGUUUUGACCAAGCGGAGGCCGACGAGCUGGAUUUAUUUAGUGCACUUCUGAGCAGUCUUGACGCCAAACAAAAGCGCAUCAAGUUGUUCGAUUUGGCGCAAAACUUCAAACGGGCUCAUCGGAGUGCAGCCUACGUCUUGUCCUUGGAUCAAUACUUUGUUAUGACUCCGCCGGUUUUUCAAAGUAACUACGACAUUUUCCAGACCCUCGACAGUCUAGAAAAAUUUGCCGCCUACGCGGAAGCUUUGCGAAACUUAACGUUGGGAAGUCUUGGCAAGUCCGGUCUUGCUCAACUAUUUGGACUCAGGCAGGUGGGCACAGAUAUGCGAGAGGGCAGAAUUUUUGUUCCGCCAUCGUCCAUCCUGCAUCAACGAGUCCAAGCUUCGUCGGCAUCUGCCAGUAGCCAUUCAUCUUUAAUUGCAAUCUCCCCUCAGCAGCUGGUGACCAUUGCCCUCAACUUCUUCGCGAAAUUGUUGCUUGAACGGGUGCAGACUAUGCACAAAUUUCUUCACGGUGUAGCAGAAAUCGAAGGACAGCGCAGCAGCUCCUCCCAAACGAGUAUAACCUGGCAUAAUACUUGGUUUUCGUGUCUAAUGACCCAGAUCGCCAUCGUGUCGCAUGUGGAAGAGCUCGAGGCCCCGACUCCGCGGGCCAUGAACCAGCUCCUUUGGAUUCGUAGCAUGUUUCAUGCUUUCCAUGCCAUGGGCUUGCCUUCAGCUAUGAUUAUAGUCCCAGCGAUGAUCGUCAAAUCCACAGUUUGGUUCGCGGAAGGUGUCAAAGCUGCCGUACGGUGGAUCUCAGACACGGAUGUACAGACGGGUUUCUAUGGUUAUGUCCCACCCAAUCAGGGUGUCACCUUCGCCCUAUCGGCAUUGGGUUUUCUUGCACGGUUUGACUACCCUGGCUUCUCGUACCUUCCAGCGAAAUUCUUUGAACGCCUGGAGCGUUUGGUAACGUCAACUAGCAUGAACAUGAAGGGCUCAAACGCAGAAAAAGCACGUCUAGGCAAAGAAUUCCAAAAUUUGGUGGCUAUAUACGACCCUCAAGAGGUAUUCAAAGUUGGAGACGGCGUCGAUUUUCUUAGGACGAUUCUGCGACUUGGCUGCGUCAUUGAUGUGGAGAUUUUCUUCACCGUGCUUGAAAAUCUCUGCUCCAUGUACACGGUGUCUCAGUACUACGAGACGAAGGAGACACAUUCGGGUCUUGUCCUCCCUCGAAGCUGGCUGUUUGCAGCAUCUUCCCAUCAAAAUUGCGAAACUCAUCCAAGCGACAUCUCUGGACUACUGCUCCUGUUCGAGGAUCUUCUGAAAUGUCUCUGUCUGGAUCAAGGCUCCGACCAAUUCAUCUUUGGCAUUGGUGGCCGCUCAAUACGUUCUGUACGCGACACCAUUUGUGAGAAAUACAUUUGUCGAAUGCUGCUAUCUAUGGGGCUAGUUGGUCUGAACCUGCAGGACACUGCUUUCAGGGGAAAGGUUCUGAAGUUGAUACAGGAUGUAUCUUCCUCCAAUCAAUUGUCUCGAUACUCCCAGCCUGCGAAGAGCUUCCUACAGGUUACGGUUUGGUCAGAGAUGGGACCUCUUAUUCGACAAAGCCUGCGUGAUUCACCGGUUGAUGGACUUAUCCAAAUCUACGAGAAAGGCCGGCAAGACCAACCACUACCCAGUAUUCCGAUCAUCCUAUAUCAGAAUUUCUUCCAUGAUCUCCCACCUUUUCUCUGUCGUUGGGCCGAAACCUCUAAAAUGCCGACCCCUCAUCCCAACCAGGAAAUACAUGUUCAUGGCAACGAAUCCUCUACUCAGGUUCCUUCGCAAAAAGGAAAGGCUGCCAGCCUGUGUUCAGAUGAAUUACAAUCUAUUUGGCAUCGACAAGCCAGCUUCACCGUCGGAAAAUAUAGAAGAUAUGUCCUCCUUCGUCGCAACGCCAGAGCCAUCGCGUUGCGAUCUCGGGAUACCUAUGAAUACCAACUUCUCAGGUGCUUGCGUCUCGUUGAAGAAGCCAAGUGGCCCCAUUCAACGUACAGAAUUCUUUUCCUGGCGGUUAUACCUCAUACUCUUUUCUCUCUCGGAGCUGCAAAACAUGCUCUCAACGAUCGUAAGGUGGAAAUACGAACAAUCCGACAAUCUCUCAAAGAGAAAGGAGAUGAACCUUCCGACUUGCUGGAUAGUCAGGAGUCUGCAAUUGAUGUCCUAUCCGUCUCCAUACUCGAUCUCACUUCAGCACUGGAAUUGACAUCAGACGUCCAUAGCAGGCAUGAUACGGCUGCAUUGAAGGCGAUCAUGCAGCAAGUGAUGCUGGUUCUAGGGCAGGUCGCGGAAAUUAAGCUGGACACAAAGUUCCGCGACAGUUUUCGUAUCUUGUCGCGAGUUCGUCAGUAA
Cyclocybe aegerita is the source of this 6237-nucleotide messenger RNA. The record is from the annotation of a GenBank genome assembly. Lineage: Eukaryota; Fungi; Basidiomycota; Agaricomycetes; Agaricales; Hemipholiotaceae.